ACCACGUGCAAGUCUCGUUCCAUAAAUUUGUUAGUUUAUCCAUUUCAUUAUCUCAGAGUGGUUUGACCUCGAAAAUUGUAGUAAUCCGACAAAUAUCAAGAAAUCUUUGAAAUGGUGUUUUUUGUAUUUUGCUGUUUUCCUGGCGAGGUUCUCGUUACGACGAGAUUCGGCGGAGUUAAGAGGUUGGACCAGUUGAAACGGGGGGACGAGAUUUUGACCCUUUCAAAACGAGGUGGGGUUCCGAAAUAUACGAAAUUUUACACGUGGGGCCACCGCGAAGUGGACAGAACGACGGAGUUUAUCGUGAUUAAGACGAUCACAGGAAAAAUUCUGAAAAUUACGGGGGAUCAUUUGCUCUUUGGGGAGGGAUGCAUCACAAUGAAAGCGAAAAUGAUUAAGAAAGGCGACAAAAUUUGCACGAUAUCUCCUGACGCUACCUUGCUUGAAGAACUCAUCGUCGACAUUUCGACGGAAACGCUGACCGGGAUCUACGCCCCGUUUACGAUGAGCAGCGAUUUCAUCGCGAACGGAUUUUUGGUCGGAUGCUAUUCGAACAUUGACAAUUUCCAAGUCGCCCAUGCAAGCGUACUUCCGUUAAGAAUGCUUCACAAAGUAGACAAAUCUUGGAAAAAGCAGCAGGGCACAAACUUUUCAGAGGAACAAGAAGGACUUCACAACUAUGUCAAAAACGUGUUCAAAAUUUGGGAAAAUUUACCACACCGAGUUCAAACCGUGAUUGAGAAGUGAAAAAAUAUCUAGGAAAAAAUGAUUCUUGUUUUUGUAAUUAGUUAAAUAAAGAACAAUUUUUUAAAGAAAAAA
Folsomia candida is the source of this 819-nucleotide messenger RNA. RefSeq names its product desert hedgehog protein B. The record is from RefSeq and is a predicted model, not a curated record. The coding region runs from base 112 to 747 and encodes 211 amino acids. Lineage: Eukaryota; Metazoa; Arthropoda; Collembola; Entomobryomorpha; Isotomidae. Gene Ontology annotation, biological process: multicellular organism development; cell-cell signaling; protein autoprocessing. The transcript has 2 exons.